UUUAUAUGUUCAGUCAGACCGGUGUUGGCGAGAACGUGUAUUCUGGUAGUGAGUUCUGCUGUAGAGAUACGAAUACCAAAGUCAGUCGGAGGUGGAGAAUAUCAAAACUGGAACAAUGCUUCAAGUGGCGGUGUUCAUCGGUUGUGUUGCUAUGGUACUCUGUGACAGUCAACGGCUGUCGGACGACGCCAGCAUCAACGUACUACGAAGUAUCAGACGUCUCAAGACAAUACAAAGGAGGAAUAUGGAACAGCCGUCAGAGGCUCUCAAGCAGAGGAAGGACACCGGCGACCUCCUGACGUGCAACGCCUGUUCCUUCUCGAGCGAAACCAAAAACUGUGUGUACGUGGAUGAAGUGUGUUCCCCGGGGCAAAUCUGCGCGGACAUCUGGCGGAGUGAAGGCAGGAACAGGAACUACAAUGGCUGCAUCAACCCCGACCUGUGCGCCAUGAUCAAAGAGGCCAAGGACACUACCUACGUCAGAGUGUCCUGCUGCCUGACAGACUUGUGUAACUGGUGAAGGGGACAGCCACCUCGCAGAGCAGAGAAAUGGUCGUUCGCAGAACAUUUUCAUGUGACUAAAUGUGAAUUAAAGAAACUGUCGUCGA
This is a messenger RNA of Haliotis rufescens (red abalone), 608 nucleotides long. RefSeq lists its product as uncharacterized. Lineage: Eukaryota; Metazoa; Mollusca; Gastropoda; Lepetellida; Haliotidae. The record is from RefSeq and is a predicted model, not a curated record. The transcript is spliced from 4 exons. The coding region runs from base 116 to 520 and encodes 134 amino acids.